Cheilinus undulatus (humphead wrasse) is the source of this 1872-nucleotide messenger RNA. It is a transcript of the gene ubtd2, whose product is annotated as ubiquitin domain containing 2. The coding region runs from base 78 to 896 and encodes 272 amino acids. Gene Ontology annotation, molecular function: protein binding. Lineage: Eukaryota; Metazoa; Chordata; Actinopteri; Labriformes; Labridae. The transcript is spliced from 3 exons. The record is from RefSeq and is a predicted model, not a curated record.
GAGGGGCUAGUGGAUGUAGCUCUAGCUGUGGGCCGGGGGGAGAGCUACCUAGCCCGGGCUGCUCUGCCGAAACAUCCAUGGGUGGCUGUGUCGGGAGCCACCACGACUCCUCGGGCAGCCUAAACGAGAACUCGGACGGCACUGGAGUGGCUCUAGGGCGUAACCAGCCCCUGAAGAGAGAGCGGCCUAAAUGGAAAAGUGACUACCCAAUGACUGAAGGCCAGCUGCGCAGCAAGAGAGAUGAGUUCUGGGAUACGGCGCCAGCGUUUGAGGGCCGGAAGGAGAUCUGGGAUGCGCUGCGAGCUGCGGCCAGCGCCUUUGAGAGCAAUGACCACCUGCUGGCUCAGGCCAUCCUUGAUGGAGCCAGCAUCACACUGCCGCACGGGGCUCUGACUGAAUGUUACGAUGAACUGGGGAAUCGAUACCAGCUGCCAGUCUACUGCCUCUCUCCCCCAGUCAACAUGAUCGAGGAGCGCUCCGAAGAGCCCGACGGUUCAGAUCCAGAUUCUGGGGCUGCUGAUCCGUCCACAGGCAGUGCCAGCGACCCUGGUUCAGGAGGGGAGUGCCAGCUGCGUCUCCGGCUCUCCACUGGUCGAGAUCUCCGGCUGGCCGUUCGUUCUUCGGACACGGUGGGCAUGAUGAAACGGCGUCUACAAAGUCAGGAGGGCGUGCCGGCCCCCACCCAGCGCUGGUUUUUCUCAGGACGGCCUCUGACUGACAGGCUGCGUUUGGACCAACUCAACAUCUCCAGGGACUAUGUGGUACAGGUGAUCCUCAGCCAGCCUCCACCCCCAGAGCCGCUGUCUACGGUAGGACACACGCCAGAGGCCUCUGGGCGAGGGCUAGAGGAAGGAGUAGCUGCACUGCCACAGGAGCCAACGCCUGUGGAGAAUUAACUCCCCUCACUGUGGCUGCCUGGAGGCAGGAAUACCAACAGGCUUCCUGUUUAAAAGGAGGAUAACAAGGGAGAAAAAAGGAUGAAAGUUGAUUCUGACUUUUCUCUUUUGAUUUGCACUCUUCUCUUCUCUUCUCUUCUCUUCUCUUCUCUUCUCUUCUCUUCUCGGUAAGCUGCUUUUGUUCUGAGGAGGUUUUUCUUUGUUGGCUGUUUGCUGGAGAAAAAGACUAUUGAAUUGAGAAAAGACUCUUCCUUUUGGUUUUACACGUCAAAAUUUUGACCUUUUUGAAGUCUUUUUAACUGUUCCUAUGGAAACCAAACAACAAAACCAGAACUUUGUCGGAUGGCUAAAAGGGUUUUCUUAGCAACACUGAUGAUCGAAUGUUUCUGUGUUUCCAUUCAAGUUCAGCUCUCUGGCACAGCUCAUUAGAAAUCUGUUUAUAAGGCUACAGGGUUAAACAUUCAUUCAUUACCAAGAUUUUCAAACUGGGCAGUUUACAGAGAAAGAAAUACAGUUACUCAACAAUCAUUCGUUGUUAUCCGCACUCAGGAUUAAGUCCGUAGACUAAAACAGCUGUAAAGGAAGGUUGAUGCUGUUUAGCAAGAAGACAUGUCCUCAGUGUGAUCAACACAGUUUCAUUCAGGGGGCAUGAUAAUGUUCUACCAAGCUUUACUUCACUCUGCUUCACAAAACAAUCAGAUCAAUCAUUGAAUAAACAUCAACUUAUUAGCCUGUGUGUGUGAGUGGGUAUUCAUAUACGUUAAGAUGCAUUCACACAGACUCAUUUUCAAAAAGGAUGGAAGUUCAGAAACACAGUUGCAUAUUUUGAUUAAGAAUAAAAUGUUUUUAAUUAAAAUUGACCAUUGUUUCUAUUCCUCUGUCUCUGUCUUCAUGUUUGUCCAAACUGUGCCCAUGUUUAGUUGGUGAAGUGCAAAAGUCAUAAUGAUAGGAUACUUUAUGUUCUCUUUACAGCCUU